This is a messenger RNA of Pseudocercospora fijiensis CIRAD86, 930 nucleotides long. RefSeq lists its product as uncharacterized. The transcript has a single exon. NCBI's taxonomy places the organism in Eukaryota, Fungi, Ascomycota, Dothideomycetes, Mycosphaerellales, Mycosphaerellaceae. The coding region runs from base 1 to 930 and encodes 309 amino acids. The record is from RefSeq and is a predicted model, not a curated record.
AUGGAAAGUGUUUCGCCAAAGAACGCCCGCGGAACCAGUGCACCAAAUAUGCCAGCUGCGCCGGUCAUUCCGAGUGCCGCUUCCAAAGUCUUCGGCAUUUUGGAACUGUUCGAACUCAUUAUCUUUCUGUACGGAUGCAGUGAUGCGGACAUCGAUGACGAAGGCUACAUAACCCGACCGUCUCUUGGCCUAUACAGACUACAGCGUGUAAACCACACUUUUCGCGAUCAUAUUGCCAACUCGAAGAAGCUCCGCCGACUCAUGUUCCUCGCACCGGUAGACUACUACCCACGUCCUCCCAACAGGUUACAAAACUACGCACCUCUCACCUGGUUCCUUGAACACUUGCGUCCGGGUCGACUUGGUAACGCCUCACGGCGGAAGCAAAAGCAACACGCUACAUUUCAAUACCAUCACCCUAAGACCACUGUCCGAGAAUUAUCCCAGAACAGAGGGAUGCUACAUCUGGAAAAAACUUCGCGAGAGGCUUCAUGGCGGAAAAUGAAAAUCUGCAAUUCUAUGGACGCCGCGCUGCUUUCCCCGAUCCAUUUCCUAAACUACCAAUACGACUCCGAUUUAAUUCGUGAGUGCUUCGAGUUCGAGAAGCUAGCCGUUGAGAGGCAGUGUCCUGCAGAAUCUACUCUCGGCGAUUUCUGGGACGUAUACAUGGCUCUGGAAACAGGUCUUACGGAAGUUGUGAUGGCGUUUGAACAGUACCGAAGCGUAAAGUUGGCUGAACGCGAAGUUUUCAAGGCGCAAGUCAAUGCCAACCCCAGCCGAUAUAUGGUGUAUGCUAUGAAGUACAAGUGGGAUUACGACGACAGACCUUUUUUUAAUAGGCUUGAUGAGCAUAUAGGAGCAUUUUCUAUCUGGCAGGAGUCUGGAGCUGGGAGGGACAACGAAGAUUUUGAGGAUGAUGAUUUGGUCUAG